Molecule: messenger RNA, 2326 nt
Organism: Sceloporus undulatus (fence lizard)
Lineage: Eukaryota; Metazoa; Chordata; Lepidosauria; Squamata; Phrynosomatidae
Product: relaxin-3 receptor 2-like
Exons: 1
Biological process (GO): immune response; G protein-coupled receptor signaling pathway
Cellular component (GO): membrane
Molecular function (GO): G protein-coupled receptor activity
Source: RefSeq, a predicted model, not a curated record
UUAUUCCCCCUUUUUAAUUCAUUUUAACCGCAAGGGCAAACUGUCGCUCCCAGGAAUUGCGUUAUGGCUGAGGUUUUCCAACAGAAUGAAUAACCCUUUACAACGUUUCUUUAAAUUAAACCAAUUCAAAAUUCUUUUUUGGGGGGCACUGCCUUGUUUAGCCCAAGUGCGUCUUCGAUGCUGGGGAGCGAGGGCCCGGCCGGGACCCUGGCUGCUAGCCCCGAAAGGCAGGCCUGGGCGGUGGGUCUGGCUCCUCGGGCCUCAUCCUCUGCUCCAAUUGCUGGCCAAGAAGCCAUUCGACGUCGGCGAGCACCUCCUCUUCGUCUUCCUCGCCUGGUGCUUCUUCCUCAUCCUCUUCUUCUUCUUCCUCUUCUUCUUCCAGGGCCCAGUCUCCAUCCCCAGAUUCCUCCUCCAGGUCCUCGCUCUCGGUCUGAGUCCCGACUGUCACCAUCGACUUCCGUCCCUUCUUCGAAAACACAUCCAGGACCAGGAGCGCGGCAGUCGUGACCUGGCUCCCGAACCAGACCGAGAGCAGAAGGUAGAAUUCUCCCCAGCUGCGCUCCCUCUAUCGCGGGAGCCCUCCCUUGACCUCCAGCAACGAAAAGAGGAUGGAAACGGAAACCGCUGCAGAAAGAAGGAGGAGCCUUUGUCUUGCCAUGGUCACCUGACUCGCUGUUGACGCUUAGACCUCCGCAGCAAAAUGGCGGAGGCUGUGUUUUGAAGGCCUCGCCGUUGUUGCCCAGGCAACACAGCCUUAUUAUGCGCAGGCACAUUCCGGCAAAUGGCUCAGCACAUGCGUAUUCUGAGAGGGUGGGAGGGGCAAGAGGAGGGGAGCUGCGCAUGCACAUAAAGAAGCACGGUCCUACAUUGUCCUCUCAACCCAUCUGUGGCCUUCCGGGUCUUUUGGACUGCAGCUCCCAGUAUUCCUGACUGUUGGGGCUUCGGGGACACGAGUCGACAGUGUGACGCAGCAGCUAAAAAGGCCGAUGUGAUUCUAGGCUGGAUGUAUGUCUAACGUCUAGAGCAAGUGAAGUAAUAACACCACUCCGUUCUGCUUUGGUCAGGCCUCCUCCUUUGCCGCUGCUUUCCCCAAACAGAGUUGUCUAGGAAGUAGCAAAGUCCAAGGAAAAUAAAACCUGGUCAUAAGUAGGGGCUGUCCUUGAUCUUCAGGCCAGGCGUGGCAAGAACCUUCCCUCUGCAGAUUAAAUCCUUCCAUCCUUCCUUUAGGAACAGACAGAGACUCACCUAAGGCAGAGAAAGCGUCGCAAAGGACCCGCCAGUUCUGAAGAAAGUGCCAUCGUUGGUGAGUCCAGCAUCUUGCUUCUCUUCAUUGGCCAUGAUGGGCAAGGAUAGAAGAUUUCUCAAAUAACAGACUUUGCUUUACAAGACAAUCCCCCCCCCCCCCAUUCUCCCCUGCAAAAUAAUAUUCCGUUGUUUGGAACUGUUUUCUGUUGGACCAGCGCAAACGCAAGUGUCCGUUCCAGCUAUAGCAACUCCCCGGUUUCAUGGAGUAUUGCCAAUUUUGGGUGAUUUGAUGGGCAACAUUUUCCCAAUUGUAGACUAGCAGAAGCAUCCCUUGGCUAGUCCUCUUGUUUUUGCAAAGAUGGAAGAGAGUGGACUGUGGGAACUUGGUUGGAACAACCACACCAUCCCUGAUCCCCGGCUCUGGAACCGGUCCUCACAAGAAGGCUUUGGCUUUGCUGGAGAUGGUGACCCCUUCGUCCCUUCAGAUGUUUCUUUUGGCUUGAGGAUGGUCAUCACAGUGGUCUACUUGCUGGUCUGCGCAAUGGGGCUGUUGGGAAACGGUCUGGUGAUGUACCUGAUCCGGACCCACAAGAUCCGACCCACGCCGGCCAUCAAUGUUUUUGUCUUUGGUCUAGCGGCGGCCGACUUCCAGUUCUCCUUGACCCUUCCCUUCUGGGCGACAGAGACGGCGUUGGAUUUCAGCUGGACGUUUGGGCCAGCCAUGUGUAAGGUCAUCCCCUCCCUGACCGUCCUGUGCGUCUACGCCAACGUCUUCUUGCUCACCGUCAUGAGCGUCACGCGCUACUGGUCCGUGGCUUCGGCCAUCAAGGACAGCUCGAGGAUGACCGCUCGGGGGGCCACGUGGAUCACUUUGGCCCUUUGGGUCCUAGCCGUGGGAGCCGCCGUACCUACCGCCAUCUAUACAACCGUGGUGGAUGUUGCUGGUGUGGAGUUGUGCCUUUUCAAGUUCCCCACGCCGUCUCUCUUGGGCGUCUACCAGCUCCAGAGGGUGGUCUUCACCUUUGUGGUCCCGUUGGCCAUCAUCUUGACCUCCUACCUCCUCCUCCUCCGCUUCCUCAGG